Molecule: messenger RNA, 3198 nt
Organism: Gambusia affinis (western mosquitofish)
Lineage: Eukaryota; Metazoa; Chordata; Actinopteri; Cyprinodontiformes; Poeciliidae
Gene: c6.2
Product: complement component 6
Exons: 18
Coding region: 43-3006 (987 amino acids)
Biological process (GO): immune response
Cellular component (GO): membrane attack complex
Molecular function (GO): protein binding
Source: RefSeq, a predicted model, not a curated record
UUUGUUUUAGAAACCAAUUGGUCAACAUGAAUUCAUAAACAAAUGCAUUCCCCUGAGGAUCGCUGUGGGUUUAUAUCCCCCCUGACAGGAAGCUCAGCCUCAGAUCAGCCUGCAGUUCUGCUUUUAUUACCAACCGAUUCAAAUUUCUGCAGGAAUCUGAUUAGAAUCCGACAGCAGUCCAUCUGGUUGAGCUGCUCGACGGCUCCAUCCCGCAGCAUGAUGCUGCCUCUGUUGCUCCUCGGCUUCAUAUCCGGCAGCCUGGCCUGUCACUGUGACCUUUACUCCUGGACCUCCUGGUCCGCCUGCACCACGACCUGCAACUACGGCACUCAGACCAGAAACAGGAACUUUCGGUAUGAUGAUUAUUUUUGGAAGAACAGCUGCCCCCAGAUAUGUCCCAAGACUGAAACCAGAGGUUGUAACCAGCAGGCGUGUCCCAUCAACUGCGUCCUGUCCGAGUUCAGCCGCUGGUCCGACUGCUCGCCCUGCGCCAAGAAGCAGUUUCGGACCCGGUCUGUGGUGAGACCUGCCCAGUUCGGUGGUUCUGAAUGCAGCGUGGAGCUGACAGAGGAAAGGCCCUGCUAUCCCUCCAAGGAGUGCCAGUUACCGCCUGUGGACUGCAGAGGCGACUUCAAGUGUGACAACGGGCGCUGCGUCAACUCAACGCUGACAUGCAACAAGCAGAACGACUGUGGAGAUAACUCGGAUGAGAGAGACUGCGGAGCUUUUUCAUUCGUCUGUCCUUCUGAGAGGAGACCGGCCCCGGGGGUUGAUCUGGUUGGAAACGGUUUUGAUUUUCUGGCGGAGGAGCCGAGGGGAGACGUGCUGGACAACAUGUUCAUGGGAGGAAGCUGCAUCAUCAGGCGACCACAAAGCACUUUAGUCUACCAUCGAGUGCCGUACAACUUUAAGACCUUUGACAUUAAGGUUGGGGUGUUGGAAGACUUCAGCACCGACCCGCAGCAGGUGGUUUCUGAGCCGGUCGAGAUAAAGAGAUCGAAUCAGAGAGAACAAAACACACGAGAUCCAGACGACUUCCUCUUUGUGCUCUUUUAUGCCCACAGUUCUUCUAGCUCCAGUCUGACCUCGAGUAAGGAAGCCUUUGAGGCCUCAAAGAAAAAGGACUCUAAGUUUUUCCGAGUGCAUCAACUUCUACCGGUUUCCAGCUUUACAGUGAAGGAUCCACAGGAUCUUGUGCUUUCGCUGCCAUUCCUUCGGUUCCUUCACGCUCUGCCACUCGAUUACAACUACGCCCUCUACAGGGAAAUCUUCCAGCGCUUUGGCACGCACUACUACAGCUCUGGAAAACUGGGAGGCCACUAUGAUCUGCUCUACCAGUACAGCCGGGAGGAGAUGAGAAGCUCAGGUGAAACAGACGAGACCGUCAAUGGCUGCCUGCGCAAAGAUGUCUUCUGGACUGUAAUCCUGUACACUGAAUUCAGCAGCGUACAGAGAUGCACCAACAACCGCAUGACUGAGAAAUACCAAGGCUCGUUCAUCCAGGCCUCUGAGAAGUCCUUCUCCAGGGUGAAAGGCGGUGGAGCCAGGGAAGCUGGAGCUCUGGCCUGGGAGAGACAAGGCGCUGCUCCGGACAAGACAUCCUACAAGAACUGGGCCAAGUCUGUGAUUGACAGCCCUGCUUUGGUGGACUACAAGUUGCGUCCAAUCAUAGAUCUGGUUCGGGGAAUUCCCUGUGCUGUCACAAAGAGGAGACACCUGAGGAAGGCUCUGCUCCAAUACCUGGAGGAGUUUGAUACCUGCAAGUGCUCCCCGUGUCCCAAUAACGCCAAGCCGGUUCUCUCUGGGACCGAGUGCAAGUGUGUUUGCCAGACAGGAACCUUCGGCACCAACUGUGAGUUACGGGCGCCAGACUACACUUCAGAGGCAGUGGAUGGUUACUGGAGCUGCUGGGGGCCGUGGAGCAGCUGCAGCGCCACCAUGAGGAGACACAGAACAAGGAAGUGUGACAACCCUGCUCCCCUCAGAGGCGGCCAACCCUGCGACGGUCCAAAUAAACUAGAGGAACGGUGUCCCCUCUCCCUGUUUGAAAAGAAAGAGUCGUGUGACAACGAUGAUGACUUCACUGUGGGAUGGAGGGAUGAGCUGCCGCCGGGGGUGGAGGGAUGUUUGAGGCCGCAGAGACCGAACCACAGCUUCCUCAGGAAAUCUAAACAGUAUUACAGCUUUGGUGAGGACGAGGAGUUCCAGUGCUUCACUGGAUUUGAACUGGUCGGUUUCCAGUUCAUUAACUGUCAACCAGAUGGAACCUGGAGUCAACCAAAAGGAAGAUGCAUCAGGAGGCUUUGCGUUGCUCCAGAGGUCCCAGAGAACAUGGAGCUUCAUCCCCCCAAAGCGACGUUCAGAGUGGGAGAAUCGGUUGGUUUCAACUGCAAUGAGACGGGCCUGAUGCCGAUGCCAAGAGGCCUCUACAGGUGCAGCAGCAAACUGACCUGGGAGCCGCCGCUGCCUGCAGACCUUCGCUGCACAGAUGAGCAGCCGUUUGUUCCUGAUGGUCAGUGUGGUCCAGGACAGAGGCGACAGAGAUCUGGCUGUGUCUGCAUUGAACGGGAAAGUUGUCUUUCACAGACGGCGAGUCUCUGCGUCCUGAACGUAGACCUGGAUCGCCCCGUGUCGAUGUCGCUCUGCUCCUUCCAAGCCGGCCGUUGCCACGGCGACCCACUCUUCUACAUCAGUGAAGGCGAGUGCAACCUGGACGAGGAAACCGAACUGAAGUGGCCGAGGUUCAGAGCCAAGAUGUCGGCCAGGAGUUCGUUGCACGUGCCGUGCGGCUUGGACACCUGCUACGACUGGGAGACCUGCACCGCCUCUAAGAAGUGCCAGUGCAAAGCUGCUCUUGACUGCCCCAGAACCUCGGACCAGAUGUUCUGCGUGAAGCUGAAGCCGAUGCAGAUGAUCCGGAGCAUGAGUCUCUGCACUCUGGGGGCGAUCAGCUACAGCGGCCGGGAGUAUGAAAUUCUCAACGAGGGCGUUUGUCAGAGCAGAUGAUGGUCCAAGUAAACCUCCCUGCAGCUACAGAUGAUUAUUAAAAAUUAUUGAAGGGUUUUUGAAAGUAGUUAAUCAUGGUUGGUUGUCCUGAGUGUUGCUAUUUUGUGGAUGUAAUCAGUGGUUGGUAGUUAUCCGCGCUGGCAUUUAAAGCUCUAUUUUACUUUGUAAUGCAAUAAAACUUUAUAUUUAAAA